AUGGCCAGUGCUGUGCAGCCAGUUGUUGAAGACCCUGGUGAGGAUCACGUGGUUUCUUCUUUGCCCAGGGUGGAAUGUUCAAGGGGAACAGUCUCUAUUGUGCAUUCAGAAAUUAUGAGAAUGGAUACGGUGGCAGUGGCUCGGGAGAAGGAGGCUGGAGGCAUGCUUAUGGGUGGAAACCAAAGAAAGAAAACAGCUAGUCAGGCUAAAAAGUCUGAUAAAAAUCAAUUCUCUAAGAAGAAGGCAGCAGGGUUGUGCGCUUUACGUCAACUGGUGAAGGAGCAUGCCCCGGAUGUGCUAUGCUUGGCUGAACCCAUGGUUCAGGUAUGUAAAUUUCCUGUUAUUUUCUUUAGUCGGCUGGGGUAUGCUAUGGAUUUCAUUCAUAAUAUUCGGGAUGAAAAAGUCCCAAAUUUAUGGAUUAUAUGGAAGUUGGGCGUUUCGAGACCAGUCGUUGCAGGUAUGUCUGAUCAACAUAUAUCAGUCAUCUUUGAUUGGCCAGGUAGUAAAGUGGGUAUCUCUUUUGUACAUGCAAGUUCUUUUAAAAUUAUGCGUAGGCAAUUGUGGUUAGAUUUGGAGUUGUCGAUAUCCGCUUUGGUUCCGUGGUCUGUGAUGGGGGAUUUCAAUGCAACCCUGCUCUCGCAUGAGAAAAGAGGUCCUGGUAAGUUUAAUCUUAGAUCAGCUGCUGAAUUCCAGGCAAUGGUUGAUGCGUGUGAAUUGCUUUCUAUCCCUUCUCAGGGAAAGAAAUUCACUUGGACUAACAAUCGUCGAAGGGGUCAUGUAGUUGCAGUGUUAGAUCGGAGUUUUUGUAAUGGGAAGUGGAUAGAUGUGUUUAGAAAUGUGAAGCAGCGUGUUUUGUUGUCUUCGGUAUCAGAUCAUGCCCCUCUAAUUGUUGUGUCUGAUGAUGUUCAAAGACCUACAAAUAUCCCCUUUAGAUUCCAUAGCUUUUGGAUGGAAAAUGAUCAAUUUAUCUCCGUGGUUGAGGAAGCUUGGAAAACUCCGAUAGGAGGUAAUCCAAUUUUCGUUCUGGCACAAAAAUUAAAGCAGGUCAAGGAGAAUUUAAAGGUUUGGGCGAGGGCUACCUUUCCUAACCUGAAUGACGAGGUCGAUAAAGCAAAGCUGGAAUUAAAGAAGGUUCAAGACAUGAUAGAGGUGGCUGGGAUGACUGAUGAAUUAUUUAACAGAGAGGCAGAUGCAAAAACAGUAUUAUUGAAGGCCAACCAAAUGUACGAGAAGUUGUGGGAUGAAAAAGCUAAACUGAGAUGGAUGAAAAAUGGAGAUUGUAACUCAAAAAUUUUUCAUCUUUCCGUGAAGCUUAGGAGGUUGAAAAAUCAGAUCACCUCCCUAAAAAAUGAAGAUGGAACUUGUCUUUCAGACCAACAGGGAAUAUUGUCUUAUGUCUCUGAUUUUUUUGAGAAAUUUCAUGAGGCUGAUGCAAUCACGGUUCAUAAUGACCUUCUUGAUAAUAUUCCCAGAGUGUUGGAGGAGGAGGACGUGGCAGGAUUGGAGAUUGUCCCGAGUGGGGACGAAAUAAAACAAGCUGUUUGGGAUUUAGAUCCUGUAAGCUCUCCAGGUCCUGAUGGGUUCCCAGGAGUUGCAAAAGCCAUAGUUUUCGACGUAACAAAGUACGGUGCAAAGGCCAACGGCAAGAUGGAUAUUAGUAAGGCUGUGAGCUCAGCUUGGAGUGCAUCAUGUGCAUCAGCUGUGCCAAGUACUGUUCUCAUGUCUAAGGGGACAUAUCUUUUGGGUCCUGUGGUCUUAUCAGGAUGUUGCAAGAGUUCUUCAAUUGGGUUUCAAGUUGAAGGGAUAGUACAGGCCCCCUCCAGUCUGGCCGCUUUCAAUGAAGAUUGGAUUGUUUUCAAGUUCUCAUUCUCUAUAGUCGAUAGAUUGAACUGUUCAACCAUGGUAAACUUGCCCAAUAAUGGUCUAUGA
Messenger RNA from Macadamia integrifolia, 1929 nucleotides. RefSeq lists its product as uncharacterized. Lineage: Eukaryota; Viridiplantae; Streptophyta; Magnoliopsida; Proteales; Proteaceae. Bases 1 to 1929 code for a protein of 642 amino acids. The transcript has 4 exons. The record is from RefSeq and is a predicted model, not a curated record. Gene Ontology annotation, molecular function: catalytic activity.